Molecule: messenger RNA, 1819 nt
Organism: Ichthyophthirius multifiliis
Lineage: Eukaryota; Ciliophora; Oligohymenophorea; Hymenostomatida
Exons: 4
Source: RefSeq, a predicted model, not a curated record
UUAACACUAAGAAAUAAUUUAAUAAUUAUAAAGUGAAUUAAAUUAAGUAUAUGGAAAAAAUGCAUAUAAAAUAGCGAAUUUGUCAUAUAAUUAUGAAAUUAUAGGACAUAAAGAAGGAGUAAUUACAGGAAAAUAUUCUCUUAUGAAUCAAUCUUUAAAAGAACAUGAAUAUGGGCAAAUUCUUAAUCCUAGUAACUAAUAAUGGCUAAAUGAAUUAUAAAAUACUACUUAUUUAAAUAUUGAUGAAAAAAAUAUUAAUUUAAAUGUUGUUGAAGAAAAUUCUCAUUUUUCUUUAAUUUUGGAUGACUUUAAAUAGGAUGAGUACGUAUAAGAAUUAGAUGAUAAUUAAGUAAUUGUUUUUAAUUUUCCUGUUAAUUGGGAUAAAAAUGAUAUUCUAAAUUUCAUUUCUUCUGAAAUUAAUGUUCCUUUCUAAUCUAUUUCUGUUACUGAAUGUGUUAUUUCUCUACCUGCUUUUGCUACUCUUACUUUUAAUAAUUAAAAAGAUGCAUUAACUUUCAAAAAUUUAGUUAAUACCAAAUAAUAUAAGUCUGAUCUUAGACAUCCUUUAUAAGCUUGUACUUUUGAAGAUUCGAGAAAUGAACAUUCCUUAAAUAGAACUUUAGUUAUUUAAGGUUUUUUUCCUGAUUAAAAGUUAACUGAUUUACUUUUUGAAUUAUCUUCAUAUGGAAGAGUGGUUAAUCUUGAAUUUAUUGAAGAACCUUAACAUUAGGCUUUACCUACAAGUCAAUAAGUAUUAGAUUAUUUAAAGAAAAAUGUAGAUGAAACUAAUACUUAAUUUGUUUAUGAAAUCAAUGACUUAUCUUAAGAUAUACCAAAAGUUAUAGAAUAUCCACCAUAUAACCCUAUUUUUAAUUUAAAAGAUAAAAAAAAAGAAGAAAUUUAAAGAUAAUGGAUUGAAUAAUAAAAAUUUUAUUUUGAAAAUAAAAUCCUUCUUGCUAAUUAAAAAAUUAUUAAAAAAAAAAAAUAUACUGAAGAAGGUGGUGAAGAAGAACCUGCAUAAGAAAAAGAAGAAGAAAAAGAAAAAGGAGAUUAAUAUUAUUAACCAUUAACUGAUAUUGAAAUUAAAUACAAAAAUAUUAAAUAUGAAAAGUAUUUGUAAGAACUUUAAAAUCUUUAUGAUGGAGACUAUACAGAAGAAAUGAGAGAAAAUAUUUUUGGUGAAAAAUCUAAAUAAAGCUGUAAAGAUGUUGAUGGUUAAAUUUUUUUGAAUUAAGAAAAAAGUGAUUUUUAUAAUAGAAUAGUACUUUCAGAUUAAUAAAUUGAAGAUAAAAAAUAUUUUGAAGAAAAUAAACAUUUAUUACCAACUUAUGGUAUAGAAUAAGUUUUAUAAGGUUUAAAAGAAAAUCCUGAAGGAACAAUGAGAUUAAUAUAAGAAUUUCAAGUUCCAGAUGAAGUCUAUGAUAUUAAAAAGGAAUAAUUAGUAGAUAAGGAAGGAAAAUAAGUUCCUUUAUAAAAUUAUGUGUAAGAUUUAAAUAAUUACAUUGCUUAAUUGGGAGAAAAAUUCGAAGCUUAAAAAGAUAGUUAUGGAGAUGAUAAAAUUAUGAAAUUCAUAAAUAAACCUUAUAAAGUCCCUAUUAAAAUUUUAAAUAUUGACGAAAAAAAUUCAAUUAGAAAUAUUUUAAAAGGAUAUGGACUUUAAGAUGAUUAAAUUGAAAAAGAAAUUGCUUAUUUUGUUGAACAUGGAGAUUAUUCUAGUUACAUUUAUAAACAUUUUGAUAAAAGUUAAAAAUAACUUGAUUUUGACGAUCUUUAAUUUUUAAUUGAAAGUACUGGUUUAAGCUAAGCAGGUAUUUUUUGA